Messenger RNA from Venustampulla echinocandica, 1131 nucleotides. RefSeq lists its product as uncharacterized. The record is from RefSeq and is a predicted model, not a curated record. Lineage: Eukaryota; Fungi; Ascomycota; Leotiomycetes; Helotiales; Pleuroascaceae. The transcript has 2 exons. The coding region runs from base 1 to 1131 and encodes 376 amino acids.
AUGUCCGAUCCUCCUAAUUCUGACCAGCACCUCCUCGACCGCCUGAAUGCCCUCAAGAAAUCAAGCGUCCAGCUAGACUCCUCAAAUUCUACUUUCAACCCCCCAACACCUAAACAAGCCACCCCAGAAAUAGAUCUCUCUGCACGGCUCAGAAACCUUCGAAAUGGCUCAUUAUCUCCAUCCUCAUCCCCUAUUCCAACGACGAAACCAACAAACACCACAUACGCAGAGCCCAGCUUCUCCCAAUAUGAAGAUAUAGAUCCCCUCCGGAAUCCCGUAGAUACCGAUGACCAAACGCUUGAAGAACUCUUAGCCGAUCUUGGACCAGAAGAUCAAUGGACGUUGGACCCAGACGAUCCAAAAGACGUCCAGAAGCUUCUAGAUGAAGCAAAAAGUGCCUUACCCCGCGAUGAAGUGGUUGGAGAUCCAGUUACCAGGACAAGGGAGGAAACCGAGGACGGAGCAGAAAAUAAGGGAAAGAAUUUACUGACGAGAGAUCUCGAUAUGUCUGUCUUUUCUGUAGAUGACGAUGAAGCUGCAUCUGGAGAGAGGGCACGAGCUGCGGGGUUAGAAGAUGAAUCACGUGAGGUACAGGAUAUUGUUGCCAGGCUUUUGGACGAGGUCAAUCUAGAAAGAGGAAAUGACGAAUUGGAGGGGGAAGAUACGCCGAAGGAGGCUGUAGAAAAAAGUGCUAAGAAUGUGGGAAAUGAAGACAAAGAAGGUAGAGCUCUUUCGCUCCCCUCUGCACCAUCUUCACUCCCCUCACCACCACCAUCCGCAACAGAACCACCAGGUCCAGAACGCAGCAGAAAAUCCCUCGAUUUCGAGUCAGAUAUUGCGGCCCGCAUGGCUGCGCUCCACGGCCCCGGUUCCAGCUCUUCAGCCGACCCCCUUGGGCUUCCCUCCGCGCCGACAUUCGCACCAGUAGCCAAACCUACGAAGAGCAAGCAGUAUGCAGAUGAAGAGAUCGAUAGCUGGUGCAUUAUCUGUCAGGAUGACGCAACGGUUGAGUGUCAAGGGUGUGAUAGCGAUUUGUAUUGCGCGCGGUGCUGGAAGGAAGGACAUGUUGGCCCUGAUGCUGCUUUUGAGAUGAGGAGGCAUAAGUGGAGUAUGUUUAAGAAACCGAAUUAG